This is a messenger RNA of Ilex paraguariensis (yerba mate), 1251 nucleotides long. NCBI's taxonomy places the organism in Eukaryota, Viridiplantae, Streptophyta, Magnoliopsida, Aquifoliales, Aquifoliaceae. The record is from the annotation of a GenBank genome assembly.
AUGGCGAAGAAGGCAGUGCUAAUAGGAUGCAACUACCCAGGCACCAAGGCUGAAUUGAAGGGCUGCAUCAACGACGUGCGUAGGAUGUAUUCUUGCCUUUUGGAGCGUUACGGCUUCUCUGAAGACAACAUCACCGUCCUUAUCGACACCGACGACUCCGACACUCAGCCCACAGGCCGUAACAUCCGUAAGGCUCUCUCCGAUCUGGUGCGAUCCGCCGAUCCCGGCGACUUCCUAUUCGUACACUAUAGCGGCCACGGCACCCGCCUCCCAGCUGAGACCGGCGAGGAGGACGACACCGGCUACGAUGAGUGCAUCGUCCCCUGCGAUAUGAACCUCAUUACAGAUGAUGAUUUCAGGGAGCUUGUAGACCAAGUACCGGAAGGUUGUCGCAUGACAGUUGUAUCUGAUUCAUGCCACAGCGGUGGCCUCAUUGAAGAGGCCAAAGAGCAGAUUGGGGAGAGCACGAAGCCCUCUGAUGAGGGGCAUGGAUCCAGUUUUGGAUUCAAGAACUUCUUGCAACAAAAAUUGGAAAACACAUUUGAAUCUCGUGGCAUUCACCUCCCUUCGGGAUUGCACCACCAUAGUCGACACCAUGAAGAUGUGGAUGAGGGAGAAGUUGAAGCAGAAUAUGGGGAUCAAGGCUAUGUGAAGAGCAAAUCUUUGCCUCUUUCUACCCUUAUUGAGAUUCUCAAGCAAAAAACUGGUAAGGAUGAUAUUGAUAUUGGAAAGCUGAGACCGACCCUUUUUGACAUCUUUGGAGAAGAUGCAAGUCCUAAGGUGAAGAAGUUCAUGAAGGUCAUACUGAACAAACUCCAACAAUCUGGUGAUGAAGAAGGCAAAUCCGGUGGGUUUCUGGGAAUGGUUGGAAGCCUGGCCCAGCAGUUCCUCAAGCAGAAGCUGGAAGAAAAUGAUGAGGGCUACACAAAGCCUGCCUUGAAAACACAAGUGGGCAGCAAGCAGGAGGUUUAUGCUGGAGCAAGCAAGCGGCAGCUUCCCAAUAAUGGCAUUUUGAUUAGUGGCUGCCAAACCAACCAGACAUCCGCUGAUGCCAGCCCUUCCGGCAACCCUGGUGGUGCAUACGGAGCUUUCAGCAAUGCCAUUCAGAUCAUAAUUGCAGAAUCAGAUGGUACUGUUACCAAUCAAGAACUUGUUUUGAAGGCCAGGGAAAUGAUGAAGAGUCAAGGCUUCACUCAGCGUCCCGGCCUCUAUUGCAGCGACCACCAUGUCGAUGCUCCUUUUGUGUGCUAG